AUGAAGAAAGCAGAAGUGGUGUUUAUCCCUUUUCCUGCUCCGAGCCAUCUAGUUUCCACCCUCGAGUUUGCGAAGCUUCUAAUCAACCAUGAUAACCGUCUCCGGAUAACCAUUUUAAUCAUGAAAUUCCCACACUUCACAGAAACUGAUGUCUACAUUAAAUCACUUCCCAUCUCCGAUUCUCUCAACUUCAUUAACCUUCCAGAAUGUUCUCUUCCACCAAAUACCAAUCCAAGAUCUGCCUUUGGUGCUCUCUUUGAAGCUCAAAAACCACAUGUCAGACAGGCUGUAUCUGAUCUCACUACUGGAGAACAGCAUGGUCCCAUCGCUGCCUUAGUUGUAGACAUGUUCUGCACCAGCAUGAUUGAUAUUGCCAAAGAAUUUUCUCUUCCUACGCUUGUCUUCUUCACUUCCGGUGUUGCUUCCCUUGGUUUGAAUCUUUAUCUUCACACUCUCUGUGAACGAGAUAACGUUGCUCCAACUCAGUUGCAGCAGCAGGCUGAGUUGGCAAUCCCGACUUUUGCCAACUUGGUUCCUUCAACCUCGUUGCCUGGUUCCGUGCUAAGCAAGGAAGCAGAAUCGUUUUUCAUGAACAAUGUCGGAGGCCUCAAGAAUGCCGAUGGAAUUAUAGUAAAUUCAUUUGAAGAGCUAGAAUCACAUGCGGUUCACUCCUUUUCCUCUCAUCCUGAAUUGUCUAGUUUACCAAUUAUAUAUCCGAUAGGACCUAUAUUAGCUCCUGAGCCCAAAACCAAGAGCAUCGUUGAACCUGAUGAUAUCAUCAAGUGGCUUGAUGAUCAACCACCUUCCUCAGUAGUUUUCUUCUGCUUUGGGACUCGCGGUUCUUUCGAUGAGGAUCAGGUUAAGGAGAUUGCACAUGCUAUUGAGAACAGCGGGGCUCGCUUCGUGUGGUCUUUGCGCAAACCCCAACCUAAAGGAGCCAUGGCUCCGCCCACUGAUUACUCUCUUUCUGAUUUGAGUUUGGUUUUGCCGGAAGGGUUCUUAGAUCGGACGAGAGGGGUUGGAAGGGUCAUUGGAUGGGCCCCGCAGACCCAAAUACUGGCCCACCCAGCUACGGGAGGAUUUGUUUCACAUUGUGGCUGGAAUUCAACACUCGAGAGCAUAUAUUUUGGUGUUCCAAUUGCCACAUGGCCGCUCUUUGCUGAACAACAGACUAAUGCUUUCCAAUUGGUCGUUGAGCUGAAGGCGGCUGUGGAGAUUGCGUUAGAUUAUAGAGUGGAGUUUAAUGAAGGACCUAACUAUCUUUUAACUGCCGAUAAGAUUGAAAGUGGAAUAAGGAGUGUGUUGGAUAAUGAUGAGGUAAGAAAGAAUGUGAAAGAGAUAAGUGAAAAGAGUAAAACGACUUUGUUAGAGGGUGGAUCUUCUUACACUUAUUUAGGUCGUUUGAUUGAUUAUAUUAUGAAUCAGGUGUAAAAUUAAAUUAUCCAUUUACGCACUUACAAAAUGUUCAGAGGUGCCUAAUUUUAAUGUCUAAAUGCCUCAAAUGAGAUUAACUUUAGUGGUAGGAAUCCUAUGAAAAAAAUGAGGAUAUACUCUUUGAUUGGUUAA
Molecule: messenger RNA, 1566 nt
Organism: Trifolium pratense (red clover)
Lineage: Eukaryota; Viridiplantae; Streptophyta; Magnoliopsida; Fabales; Fabaceae
Product: putative UDP-glucose flavonoid 3-O-glucosyltransferase 3
Exons: 1
Coding region: 1-1431 (476 amino acids)
Molecular function (GO): UDP-glycosyltransferase activity
Source: RefSeq, a predicted model, not a curated record